This is a messenger RNA of Adineta ricciae, 396 nucleotides long. Lineage: Eukaryota; Metazoa; Rotifera; Eurotatoria; Adinetida; Adinetidae. The record is from the annotation of a GenBank genome assembly.
AUGUAUGACUUCAUUACUAUAUCGUCACAGACCAGUGAAUUAUCUUUUGAUGGAACAAGUCUCAAACAAGUGUCAUUCAAACAAUCGUCUCAAGUGGCUAAGUUUGAUUUCAUGUUAAUAUUUAUCUAUAAUCCAGUAUUGGAAAAUAAUCGAUUAUCAUUUCGUUUAACUUGUUCACAUGAUUUAUUUGAUGAGAUUACAGUUACAAAUAUAGGUCGAAGAUUAGAACAUUGUUUUCAACAACUCUUUUCAUCGAAUGAAACUAUCGAUCCAAUUGAUACAUGUUUUACAUCUAUAUCGAAAAUAAAUCUUAUUCUACCAGAAGAAACUCAAGAAAUGGAAGAUAUUAUCUUGUGUCGACAAUCACAUGUUAUAAACGAAGGUAUGUUUAUCUAG